Messenger RNA from Clonostachys rhizophaga, 2595 nucleotides. NCBI's taxonomy places the organism in Eukaryota, Fungi, Ascomycota, Sordariomycetes, Hypocreales, Bionectriaceae. The record is from the annotation of a GenBank genome assembly.
AUGGUGCACAGGAUUGACCUGGAUCAAGGUUGGGAGUUCAAGCAGGCCAGCUCCCUGGAGAAUGGCACAGCCACAUCUUACCUACCUGUCGCCCAAUUCCCUACAGUGGCACACAUAGACCUUCUCCAUCACAAGCUCAUACCAGAUCCCUACAUUGACGUCAACGAGCUGAAAUGUCUCUGGGUCAAUGAUGCAGACUGGACCUAUCGCACCCAGAGCAUUGGUCCUGUCGAUCUCGCACCAACUCGGCGAGCCGUCUUGGUCUUGGAAGGCCUCGACACGGUAGUCGACGUAUAUCUCAACGGCCGCCACAUCCUGUUCAGCAAGAACAUGCACAUUUCGCACCAGAUCGACGUAACAGAAGCGCUUCGAGAUAGAAAGGAACCCUCUAGCCUUGAACUGAAGUUUAGAAGUGCCCCAGCGUAUGCUCGCUCAGAGCGUGAUCGAAUCGGUUACAAGAGGAAUGCUACCGGCCGGGCCGUUAACUACGGUGGCUCUGAACGGCUCUUCUUGAGGAAGGCACAAUACCAAUGGGGAUGGGACUGGGGACCAGCCGUCAAUACCUGCGGGCCUUGGAAACCCGUGUACCUAGAGGUAUAUGAGUCACGGGUCAGCGAUCUUUCGGUCAUCCAAGACGUCGCUGCCGAUCUGUCUUCAGUGGCAAUCUCGGUAAAGGGAGGGGUCGAAAACGCGGAGGGCUUGGACAAAAUAAUAGUCCAGUUGACUGAUCGCGACACGACGACUCCUGUGGCCAAACAAGAGUUGGCGAUAUCCUCCACCGGCUCAUUCGAAGGAAAGAUUAGCCUAGACAAGCCAAAACUAUGGUACCCUUUCGCAUAUGGAAAGCAACACCUGUAUCUUGUCGAAGCCAUCAUCCCUGGUCACACCAGGAGUCAGAAUCUUGGCGUCCGUCGUGUACGCAUUCUCCAGCACCCUUUAAAAUCUCGACCCGGAACGUCCUUCGUUUUCGAGAUCAACAAUGUCCGAGUCUUCUGCGGCGGGUCUUGUUGGAUCCCAGCUGACUUUAUGCUACCACGUGUAACGGCAGAACGAUACGAAGAAUGGUUGACUCUCGCCAAGAGCGGCAAUCAAUCUAUGAUUCGUGUCUGGGGCGGAGGCAUUGUCGAGAGCGAUGCAUUCUACGACAUCUGUGAUCGAGAGGGCAUCCUCGUCUGGCAAGACUUUCUCUUCGCGUGUGGUAACUAUCCUGCGUCGGCUGAGUUUGUUGCCAAUGUCAAGGUUGAAGCAGAGCAUCACAUCAAGCGUGUCGGGCACCACCCCGCGCUCGUCGUUUGGUGUGGCAACAACGAGGACUACAUGUGUGCCGACGAAGACCGCUGCUGGGACGUCGAUUGGAGUGACACCACUGGUCCGUGGGACAAUACGACAUUCCCAGCCCGUGAGAUCUAUGAACGCAUGCUCCCUGCCGUCGUCGCUGACUCCGGUACUGAAGUGCCAUACUGGACUAGCUCGCCUUACGGUGGCAAGAGUGCCAACGACCCGACCGCCGGCGAUACACAUUGCUGGGAUGUGUGGCAUGGGAAGAUGUCUCCAUACCAGGACUACAAGGCAUAUGCAUCUCGGUUUAUUUCCGAGUUUGGAUUCGAGUCAGCCCCCAGCUUGCGCACCUUGCAUCGGGCCAUCACGUCUCCGAGUGAACGUCACGCGCAGUCAAGAACGUUUGACGUUCACGACAAAGGUCCCGGCCAUCAGAGACGCUAUCCCAUGUACAUGGGAGAGAAUUACCGCUUCCGCAUGAACCCCCUCAAGGACUUUGUGUACUGCACCCAGUUCCUCCAAGCAGAGGCAAUGGCAUAUGCCUACAACUGCUGGCGCAGGGAGUUCAGAGGUCCUGGCGAGGAGAACUGCGCUGGCGUUUUGGUCUGGCAGCUCAACGACAUCUGGCCCGGCACCACCUGGGCACUGGUGGACGUGGACCUGAACCCCAAACCGGCGUUCUACAUCACCAAACGCGCUCUGGAGAAGAUCGUGGUGGGCAUGGAGCGUGUCAUCACGUCAAAGCCGCAUUACAUCGUCACAGGCUAUCCGCCCGAGAAGGGCCAAGUUGAUGUCUGGGCCGUGAACGGUGGACUUGAUGAGAGGAAAGUGCUUCUGAAGCUGGAGGCUUUUGAAAUCAAAAGCGGCAACAGCGUCGAGCUGCAGGGUGUGCAAACCAAACAAGAAUACGUCCUCAAGGCAAACCAGGCGACAGAGUUGCUGGCGGGCCUGGACAUCCCAAAUUAUAACGAUACAGUCGUGGUAGCUUACCUGGACGACCCUGCAUCAGGUGAGAGGCUGGCUCGAUGGGUAAGCUGGCCUGAGCCUCUCAAGUACUUGCAAUUAUCUCCCGAACUGAAAGUCACUUCCAAGCUGCUGGAUGGUGGUUCUGCGGUCAUUCUCAAGGCAAACAGACCUGUCAAAGGAGUAGUGCUGCAGACCUCCGCCGAAGAUCCCAAUGACGUGGUAUUUGACAACAACUUUGUCGAUCUUGUUCCGGGCGAGGAGAUUAAGAUCGGAGCAAGCGGCUUGAGAAACGAAAGAAUCGAGAUGAGAUUUCUCUAUGAUUGGGAACUAGUUCCUGGAUUCCAGUUAUAG